Dictyostelium purpureum is the source of this 5056-nucleotide messenger RNA. RefSeq lists its product as uncharacterized. Gene Ontology annotation, molecular function: guanyl-nucleotide exchange factor activity. NCBI's taxonomy places the organism in Eukaryota, Evosea, Eumycetozoa, Dictyosteliales, Dictyosteliaceae. Gene Ontology annotation, biological process: regulation of ARF protein signal transduction. The transcript is spliced from 3 exons. Bases 1 to 4995 code for a protein of 1664 amino acids. The record is from RefSeq and is a predicted model, not a curated record.
AUGAUAGAUCCAAUUAAUAUAAUUCAAGGUGAAGUUUAUGGAUUAAUAUCAAAUUUAAAAUUAAAUUCAAGAUGGUCAUAUAACAACUCUAGUUAUCACGAUACUAUUUUUCCAGAGAAUCCAAUACUUAGAUCUUUAAAAAAUUUAACAAAUAUUUUACAUAAUAUAACAGACUUUAAAUUAUUAGAUACAUGUGUUUAUUUAGAACCAUUUUUAUCAGUAAUCAAAUCGAAUCAAACAAGCGGAUUUAUAACAGGAGCUGCUUUAACUAGUGUUAACAAAUUUUUAACAUUGUUUAUUAAUGAAGAAUCAAAUAAUAUUCAUAAGGGUAUUAGAGACAUUGCCGAAGCAGCAGCACACUGUAAAUUUGAAGCAACAGAUGCAAGAAGUGACGAAAUUGUAUUGAUGAAAAUCUUGCAAGUCUUAAUAUCAUGUGUUAAAAACCCCGCUGGUAUUUUCAUUAGCAAUGAAUUAAUUUAUGAAGUCACUGUAACAUGCUAUCAUAUGUCUGAUCAAUCUCGUUCAUCUGAACUCUUAAAGAAAAUGGCAGAGAAUGCAAUUCAAGAAAUAAUUUCAACUAUUUUUACAAGAUAUAAUGUUUUUACAUCACCACCUCCACCACCUCCACCACCUCCACCAUCUGACAGUAAUAAUAGUAAUAUGGAAGAGCAAGAGGAUCAAAAUUCAACAGUCAUUAAUAACUUUGAUGAAGAUCUUGCUAGUGUUGAACCACCACCAAUCCCACAAGAUGAACCAGAUAGCGCAAACACAACUGUUGAUUUUUCACCAAAUAAUGACUUGUUUUUCAGUAAUUUACCAGUUGCCGAGGAUAGUAGUAAUAAUAACAAUGAACAACAGCCAUCAAAUCAACCACCACCAUUACCAACACCAGCUCAAGCAUCACAACCAAAAGUACAAGCACCACCAUCACCAACACCAGUACAUGUAGAUACUUCAGCCAAUAAUAGCAAUAGUCAUAAACAUCACCAAAAAGCAAAUAGCUUAAAUACAGUUACAUCACCCACCUUAUCAAAUAAUACUCAACAACCAUCUCAACAACAACCAACAUUUACAAUUAACCCAAGAGGUGUUAGAUUUGAUUCAUCAAAUGCUACAGAAAAGCCCUACGACGAAACAGUUUUAAUUAAAUUAUUUAAGUUUUUCACAAAUAAUAUAGCAUCGCCAAAUACUCAAGAUGAUAUGUCCAAGUUAUUAUGUUUGAACCUCAUCAAUACUAUUGUUCAAAUCCGUGGUGAACUAUUAGAAUCAAUUCCAGAGAUAUUAACAAUAAUUCAACAAGAGUUAUUUAGAUUCUUACUAUUAAACCUUCAACAAAAGAGCGUUCAAAUCUACUCACUGUCAAUGAGAAUAUUUUUCAAUUUAUUCAUCUCAUUAAAAAGAACAUUAAAGUCUCAGUUUGAAGCUUUCUUUAAUGUAUUAAUGGUCUCUAUUCAAGAAAAUAAUAAGAAUCAUUACGAACUCCAAGAAUUAGCUUUAGAGGGAUUAAGAGAUUUUUGCAAGUUACCACAUACAAUGGUCGAUUUAUUCGUCAACUAUGACUGUGAAUUACAUUGCUCCAAUGUAUUUGAGAACCUUUGUAAAUUCCUUUAUAAAAACUCUUUCCCAAUCUCCCAAUCCAUUACAUCACUACAUUUAUUAUCAUUUGAAAAUUUAUUAUCAAUUGUCCAAUCCAUCGAAGAUCGUAGAAAUAGAACUUUAAAUGAUAAUGGUGCAAAUAAUAAUAAUAAAAUUGAUUAUUUAAAGAAAAAAGAAAUUAAAAAGCAAUUAAUAGUCGCAGCAGAGCACUUCAAUCGUAGUCCAAAAGAUGCCUUGGAAUAUUUAAAGAAUAAUAAUUUAUACUCACCAAUAACUGAGCCAUUAAAUAUUGCAAAGUUUUUAUUAGAAGUACCAAAAUUAAAUAAAACUCAAGUUGGUGAAUAUUUGGGUAAGAGAGGACCAUUUAAUGAAAGGGUUAGACAUGAAUAUAUUAGCUCAUUUAAUUUAAAGAAUCCAAAUUGUAUGCAAAUUUUUAGAGAGUUUUUAGAAAGCUUUAAGAUUCCAGGGGAUUCAGCAGUGGUUAUGAUCAUUUUUGAACAAUUUGCGCAACUAAUUUACGAAAAUAGAACCGACAACUUAUUUACAUCUGCCGAUAAUGUUUAUUUAUAUAUUUAUUCUGGUUUAAUGUUGCACACCUCAAUUUUUAAUCCAUCCAUUCCAACAAAAGAUAGAAUGAACUUUCAAUCAUUUAAGCAAAUGCUUUACAAAGAUCUUCCAUUAGAAUUAAUCCAAGAGUGUUUUGACGAUAUUUUCAAGAGUGAAUUAAUCCUUGAGGAAGAACCUGUACCAGGUGUAAUUAACAAUGGAAACUGGAGAAAUAUACUCAAGCGUUCAAAGAGAAUCGGUGAUUACAUUCCCGCCAACACCAAUGACUAUGAUAGAGAAAUCUUUUCAAUUGUAUUAAAUUUAGUUAUUCCUGCUAUAAGUAAGGUAUUCGAAAAAAUUGAAAACGAAUCGUUAUGUCAACGUAUUUUGGAUGGUUUCCAAUUAUGUGCCCAAGUCAGUGCCAAUUAUAAUAUUAUUGAAGUUAUUGACAAUUUAAUGACAUCAUUAUGUAACAACACCAAUUUAAUAGAUACCGAGCAAGUAUUAGCAACAACUGGUUCAUCAAAUAGCUCUGGUGCAGGUUCAGGUAGUGGAAGUAUCAAUGCAUCAUCUGGUGCUUCAUCAUCAUCAGUGUCCUCUUCAUCAUAUGAUUAUUAUAAUACCAGUGGAGGUAACAAUAGCAGUAGUUAUAAUGGUAAUGGGGCAUUUAUUGGUGACAACAAAGCCCAAUUAGCCACCAUUGCAACAUUUGAAAUUGCUAUUAAAUACUCAAGUUUACUUGGUGAAUCUUGGAGAUUUAUUAUUGCUAUCAUUUGUAAAUUAAACAAAAUGGAUUUACUCGAUAACAUUUUUGAAACUAUCGACUUCCCAAUCGAAAACAAAAACAAUAACAAGAAAGAGCAAGAACCACAAAAAUCAAAAAAUACAAGUUCAAACUUUUUAUCAUUCAAAUGGUUUAUUACCGAAGAAGAUGAGGAAGUCGUAAUUGAUCCAUACAGAGAAAAGGCCAAAACAUGCAUCGAUAACUGUCACAUUACAGAUCUCUUCCAAGAAACUAAAUCAUUACCAAUGCACUCAUUAGAUCAUUUAUUACAGUCAUUAUUUAUAAUAACAAACCCAUCAAAAUCUCAACAACAACCCCAAUCAAGCUCAUUAUCAUUACAACCAAGUUCAUCAUCAGCAUCCUCAUUAAAUAAUAGCUCAAAUAGUAUUACACCAUCAAAUAACAGUGCACCAAAUAGUAAUUUAAAUACCCCACCACAAAAUCAUAAUAGUAACAAUACUACACCAACAACAAUAAAUAAUACUAAUUCACCAUCAAUAAUACCAACAAAUAAUAUAGCGAAUACAACCACAGCAACAACCACAAAUAUUAUACCAAUUACAACCCAUUAUUAUUCAAUUAAUCAAAAACAAGAGUUAUUUUGUUUUGAUUUAUUAUCACAUAUUAUAUUAUUAAAUCAAGAAAGAUUAGGUUUGGUUUGGAAGAAAUAUUUUGAACAUUGUGAGUUAAUCAUAAAUAUUUUUGAGCAAGUAGUUUCAGUUAAUUCAGCAAACUCACGUUUAAUGAUUCCAUUAAUUGAAAAGAUCGUAGUUUCAAUUAUGUAUUUAAUAAUUCGUUUAUUAGACAAGAAGGAAGUAUUGGAUACUCUCCAACCAUUUGUCAAGGUUCUAAUUAGAAUUGGCCCUGUAUUAGACAACAUUGCCGAAAAGAUGUCAAUAUCAUUAAUUCAAUUAGUUAAAAACAAUAUCAAGUUUAUUUCAAAGACACCAGAAGCAUGGGAACCAAUUAUUGCUUUAGUUAUGCUCUUAAGUGGUAAUCCAAAAUCAUCAAGUCGUGCUUGUGAAGCCUUAACUAUAAUGAUUAAUCAAGACUAUCUCACUCCACAAUUUUGUAAAUAUUGCUUAGAACCAAUAACCUGUUUCCUUAGUUCAAAGACCAUUCCACCUUCAGUUGUAGUAAAAUCAAUGGAAUUAUUAUACUUUAUUUUCAAUAGUAUCAACAAAUCUGUAGUCUCUGAUAUUCAAAAGAUUAAUAGUUUAACCAAUGGUGUCGAAGCAUUUAAAGUUAAGGCUCAAUUAAGAAAAGUGGAUGAUAAGAUUAAAGAGAAUUGGGGCGUAUUCUGGUCACCAAUAUUAAAGAAGUUUGCAGCUCUUUGUUUAGAUUCAAAAAAUGAUAUCAGAAACAAUGCAAUGACAUAUCUUCAAAAAACCAUUCUUUCACCAACUCUUGAAGAGUAUUUACCACCACAACGUUGGAUAGAAUUCUUUGUCGAUAUAUUUUUCCCACUUUUAGAUAGUCUUAAAGAAAACUCAAAAGAAACCAACUUUGAAGAUACUCGUUUACGUGCAUCAGCCCUUUUAUCAAAAGUUUUCCUUCAAAAUUUAAAUACAAUUAUAAAGAGCGAUCAAUUUACACUUUUAUGGACCUAUAUCUUAUCAUUCUUAAAAGUUUAUAUGGGUUUGUCUGAAUUACUUUCAGAAUCUGUACCAGAAUCACUAAAGAAUAUGCUUUUAGUUAUGAAUAACUCUGGUGUAUUUAAACCACCUGUAAAAGAUGAUACCAGUAGCUCUGCUCAAAUAUCCGAACAUCUUUGGAAUACAACUUGGUCAACAAUUAAAGAAUUUUGCCCAAAAAUUAGUGAUGAUGUUUUAUCAAGAGUAGAUCCAAAUCAUUUAAAACAAGCACCACCUCAACCAUUACAACAAAAUAAUAGUGAUAAUGAUAACAAUAAUAAUAGCAAUACCAAUAUAGAUAAUAAUAGUAAUGAAAACACAAAUAUAGAUAAUAAUAGUAAUACCAAUAUAAACAAUACUCCUAUAAAUACCAAUGUAGAUAAUAAUAUAAAUAGUAAUAAUAUAAAUAGUAAUUUAGAUAAUAAUAUAAACUAACACAAUUAUAAAAAUAAUGUAUAUGCUCUAAAAUAAUAAAAUGUUUCAAUUUACUAUUUUU